Molecule: messenger RNA, 626 nt
Organism: Dentiscutata erythropus
Lineage: Eukaryota; Fungi; Glomeromycota; Glomeromycetes; Diversisporales; Gigasporaceae
Source: the annotation of a GenBank genome assembly
AUAUACCUCCGAUAGACGUAAAUAAUCAAUCUCGGUUUGACGUCUAUGAGAUUUUGAAAUAUUGCGUUAGUAGAUUCGAUCGAAAUAUUUUCAACAGAAAUAUAAAGGCAUACAAGACUGCAAAUGUAUGUAUAGAAGCAUUAAAAGGAAAUAAAGUACUAUGCGAAAGCGCGUAUGAAGCAGAAUUACAUAAUAGACUAUCAUAUUUUCUUAGGGACAAAGGCGGUAAAGUUACAGGAAAAUACCAUCUUGUUGGUGGAUCUAAAAAUAAAAAAAAGCAUCAAUACGUUUACUUAGUAAUAGAGUCGCCCGGAUAUAGCGUUGCAAUAGAGUUGGCAGCAACUCUAAGAAAGAAAGAUCUCGUUGACCAUUUCAGUCGAGCUCUAAACUACUCUAAACUACUUAAGUCCAGCGAAGUGUGGGUAGUUCACUUCAUGGCGGAGGAUGAAGCAAUGAAAAAUCUCUGUUGGCCCAAUGAUAAAGAUCUUAAGAAGGGCCUCAGGGUCGUACAUAUUUAUCACAAUCUUGAUUUCGAGGAAGUAAAAACUACUGCGUUUUGGUUGAUUGCUCUUAUUAUCAUAUUUCUAACUAUCACACUCAAUUAUAGAUUCUGGUUUAAAAUGUGA